Schistocerca cancellata (South American locust) is the source of this 6601-nucleotide messenger RNA. RefSeq names its product gastrula zinc finger protein XlCGF52.1-like. Bases 2440 to 3375 code for a protein of 311 amino acids. Lineage: Eukaryota; Metazoa; Arthropoda; Insecta; Orthoptera; Acrididae. Gene Ontology annotation, biological process: regulation of transcription by RNA polymerase II. The record is from RefSeq and is a predicted model, not a curated record. Gene Ontology annotation, molecular function: DNA-binding transcription factor activity, RNA polymerase II-specific; RNA polymerase II cis-regulatory region sequence-specific DNA binding. The transcript is spliced from 2 exons.
CAGUAGGGAAUGAAAGAGAACCAUGGGAAAACAGACGGGUUCGCAAUAUUUGUUACAAGUGUAGUAGUAACGUAAGAGGGCGUUGUGUGCUGUUACCCACCGAAUCAUAGUUGUUGGAAACAGCUGUCUACUGUUUCACGUUUCAGUUCUCUAUACAAGCGAACAUAAUUAGGUUCGUGACCGUGUAAGCUUGGGCUUCUUUUUCUUACGUUCUAAUGUUACAAUUACUUUAGGCGUAAAUCAUUGCGGAAUGGAUUAUGAUAGUAAAUUACCCGGUGUUUUUAAAUAAUAAAUGGACCAUGAUUUCAUUUCUGUGGGAAAGUUUCAAAUGAAGUGUCAGAGAAUUCCUAGUAAUGAAUACCUUGUUGGCCAGUUUUUAUAGCUUUUGCGAUGAUCGGUGGUGUAAAUCAAAUGUAAUGUAACCCCACCUCUCAUUCUUUUUUUACUAUGACUGCGAAAUGUGUUAGGGCGGCGGCAGCGGAUACGAUAUAUGGAUUACGGAAAUGCCACGUUAAGGAUAGUAUUAUAAGGCGUUCUCGAAAAAUCCCUGUCGAAGAAGACUGUAGCUACUACUUACAACUUCUGAUCCUUUUCGUGCAAUGUCGAAAGCUCGCGACAAGAAAUCAGUGAGAAAAACGAGCUGUUUCAUACAGUGAUGUCAUUUUUGACAACGGAACAGAAUAAGCGAAAGGGAGAAACUGACGUCGCACGAGAGAUUUUAUAUUGUAGAACCCGAUUCAUCCGAUAGAUGGAAGACCAGUGUGACGUCAGUAGCGUCUAGCAGCACGCACAGGAGUAUUGUUGUUUUUCUGUCGCAGGACUGUUUAGCUCCGUUUCAGUCAAAUAAAGUGUUUAAGUGGUUGUGUCUGUAAUGACAACAAUGUUUACACCUACAUGAAUUGCGAUGGAACUGCCUUAAUGAAAGUGUAACACAAAUUAGUGCUAAUAUGCCAUUAGGAAACGUUGACUGUGAAGGAAACAUCUAAACUUGUAAGAUGCGAAUCAGUGUAAGUUGUUGUGUAUAUUAUAGCCUUUUUCCCGCAGUCCAUUCACACAUGUAGUCCAGGUUGGAUGAGUAUACAUCCAUGAGAUCAUUAAGGCCGAUCAUCCCAAAAGCCUCUGUGUAAAUGGCAAGCAAGGGGCUAGAGAAUAUCCCAAAUGUCUCUGAAAACCAAUUCUUAAAGCAAUAUAUUUUUCACAAGCUUAAGGGCAACUAGAAACUGAAAGAAACAAAUGGUGGGAAAUGAACUCUACUCAAAUAUGCAGUGAAUGUUAGAAUUUUAGAGUGAUGAACAUUUAAGUGGUCACACAGAAUGGAAUAGUUAUCUUCCUCAUGGGUACUAUAUCUGAGCAUUAUUGUGCAAAGAAUUAAUGUUCACUCACUUGAAUACAUGGCCAUUGAUAAUUUUUAUAAAUGAGGUAUUUCAGUAAUUUUUCAAUGUAAAUGAUAUGUAACCUAAUGAAUUGGUUCAGAAGUAUGAAAUUCCUAGUCCUAAAACCGUAUAAUCUUGUUUAAUACACUAAGGUGCAGCAUUGUAUUGGCUGCAUUCCAGUUUAUAAAAUACUAUUUGAGACACGCGUACAAAUAUUAAUACUUGGUUGAGAGUUCCAUCAAUAACAUUCUCUGGUACACUAAUAAACUUCAGAUGCUAAAAGUUUGGUUUCCAGCACUAUUUUUGUGAAAUGCAUAAAAUAUUAAUAGCAAAUCUUAUAUUGACGUUCCAUUACUCUGAGUAAUCAGAAUUUUUUUGAGAUGAAGAUGAUGAAUAUGUAUAAGAGGCCCCGCCCUCCUGCCCCUUCCCAUGCCUCUCUUUUCACGUAAUGUUUUUAGGUUUACAAUUGUAUUUGCAAUUUUUUACUAUAAUAGUAAAGCCUUGAAGCUUUAUGGCAGAUUAAAACUGUAUCAGAUGGGCUUGACUCUGAAACUUUGCCUUCUGUUAAUGUUAACUUGGUGUUUUUCAUGUAGUCUGACUGGAGUUUUCUUCUGCAUUGUUAGUAUGUACUUGGUCUUUUAUGCUAUUUACAUUAUUUUAGAUACCAAGCUUUUUAGAAGUAAAUAGUUAUGUGAUCACAAAAUAAAUGAGGAAAAAGAACUUUUUUAAGUACGUUUUGUGCUGAAUGAGACUACCAGAAAAUAAUUGGUGCAGAAAGUAUGUGUAGUUGUUCCCUACAGUAGACUUUCUGGAUGGUUUUGAAUACAUGGAUGUAUUUGAUUUUGGGUGCAUACGCAAUAAAUGUGACAUUUCAUCUUAAGCUCAUUUUAAGAAAAGAAUGCCAAACACUGCUCAAGAAUUUCUGCCAAGUUAUUUGCAGGAAGUAGUUUAUGAACUGUGGUUACCACAAAUUGGUUGUUAUGAAAUGAAGUGUUUGAAAUCAAACAUCAAUGUAAAACAGUGUGACUGUGAUAAGUGAGUGUAGCAAUAAACAAGAUCUCUGGUCAUGGAAGAAUCUGAAUCCUUAGUGGUUGAUGUGGAUCCUCGUAUAAUUAAUUUUUCAGAAGAUAUAUCAUCCUGCGGCAUUGGUGAUGAGGCUAAAAAUAUUUUUCCAUGUAAGCGAUGUGACAGAUCAUUUCCUCUAGAGCAGUUACUCAUUAUUCAUGAAAGCAAUCAUGACAGAGAAAGGAAUUUCCGUUGUGAUAUUUGUAACAGCAGUUUUUACUGUAAAGGUGACUUAAGUAAACAUCAUGCUGUACACAUUAAAGACAAGCCAUUUUCAUGCAUUAUAUGCAAAAAGUGUUUUUCUCGGAAAAAUCUGCUUAGAAGACAUGAAAAUAUUCAUAAGGAAGAGAAAAAAUUUUCUUGCAAGAAAUGUACCAAACAAUUUUUCUUGAAAGAGCAACUCAAAUUGCAUCAAAAGGUGCACAGGAUAUCUAAAAAAUUUUCCUGUAAGAUUUGUAGAAAAGCAUUAUCAUCAAAGCGUUCUCUAGUGCGGCAUGAGGCUCAGCAUGCAGGAAACGCUCAAUUUGCAUGUGAUUACUGUAAAAAAACUCUCUCUUCGAGUGCAGAACUUGCAAGGCAUCUUGUCUCCCAUGCAGGAAGCAAACCGUACCCAUGCAAAAUUUGUGGAAAAUCAUUUUCACUGAGUCACCAUCUAACAAGGCACUUUCGAAGUCAUGCAAGGGAUGAAAUUUUCACUUGCAAUGAAUGUCAAAAGACUUAUGCACGCAAGGAGUCUUUAGAAAUCCAUUUGCGAGGCCAUACUGGUGAACGACCUUAUGUUUGCCGCCUUUGCCAGAAAGGAUAUUAUUCCAGCACACAACUUAGUCGCCAUAUGAAGAUACAUGCUGGUGUAAAAAAUUUUACAUGUGACCACUGUGGAAGUUCGUUCAUUAGAAAGGACCAGAUGAAAAAACACAUAAAGAGUCAUAUGUACUGAAUUUCCUGUAAGGGGACAUGAUGUCGUAAAAUAAAAUGUAAAUUAUGUGCAAGCAAAAAUAACUUAAGUAGCCCAAUUGUGAGCUUCUGCUGUUAUAGUUAAUUAGUAUAUUACGCUUUUCCAUGUUGCUGUUUACACAUUUUAUAUCUGUUACAUGAUUAUGUAUUUUCAUGUUAUUUAUUAUGGGUGUCUGUUGUUAAUAAAGAUGGGCAUCCAUCUGUAAGCAGUGUUUCUGAUGUGCUUAACUGGAAAUCAUGUGGUGGAAUUCAAAAUAUACACCAUCACACAAAAAAUGUAACACUUUACUCUGUAUGUGCCGGCACACUUGCAUCAAUGCAAGUGACAAGUCAAAUGUCUGUUAGAUGUUUUUCUACGGUGAAUAUUUGUGAAUCCAAAACUUCAUGUUAGUUGUGUGACAUACUUUAUCUUUACCUGAUACUGCGUUUAUUAGGAAGCAGUAAAUCUAUAUAUUGUGAAACCCUCCAGUGACAUUGUGAUAUGUGAAUGUUUUGUUUUCCAGCUGCAUGUGUGAGGAAUUGUUUUGCAGCCACAGUGCCAGGGAAGCCUAAGGAUUUAUACUUUACUUUCUUGUUGCCAUCAGAUAGUUUUAUCUGCUGUUUUCCAAUGUCUCAGGCUGUUUUCUCAUAACAUACAGUACAAUUUGGUGGUUUUGUUGGCAUUUGUAUAUUAUAUAGGUGGUGGCUGAAAAGUGAUAAUGGUGUCCCAAAUUCACAAGCUGUAAUAGUAUUUCGAAUUCAUAACAUUGAGUUCCCUGUUUAAUAUUAUUUCUUAAUGCUUGUAGUUACUUGUGCAGCACAAAAUUCAGUCAUUUCCAGCAACUGACAACAAAAUGUUCACAAGAUUAACAUGAUCUUCCUUUGCAUGUGCACACAUCACCAUUUUCAUCUAAUUUACCCCCUUUAUUUUCCUCUCCUUUCCUUACCCUUUCAGCCCUUGCACUGUGUUAGUGAUAGUACUUUGUGUGUGUGUUUUGUUUCACUAAGAUUUGAACUUAAUCACUUGUACAAAAUCUUAUCUGAAAGAAAGAAGGAAAGCAAGCAAAAGCUUAAAAGGAUAAUGAAUUUCUGAGUGAGGCUGAUGUAAUAUUGAAUGAAUUUUUGUUCCUGACUAUUAAUGUUGAAAUUUUUGUAACAAUGUGAAAAACCAGACAUUUUUGCUGCACACAAAAGGGGAAAUACAUCUGUUGUAAAAAGUUAAUCUGCUUCUAUUACUCUGUAUACAAAAUUACUUUGAAAAAUCAUGCAAGUGGUUUUAUGUUUUAUUUCUUCAAGCAUUUGUUACUUGUUGUAUUCAAUGUUAGUAGUUGGUCAGUGGCUUAAAGGACAUCUGUAUUAUUUGGCACUGAAAACAGUAAUGGCAUUUGGAAAGAUUGAAAUGUGAUGUAGUAAGUUUGUAUCCUGUUUCAUCAAUCGGCAUAUAACUGAGUAACUCCGGACUAUCCAGAGAGCUUUGCUUAGUGGUAUGUCGACAGGUAAGGCAAAAAGUAAUCUCAAGCCUUGCUUCAGUGUAAAAAUUGCUAGACAUUGCCACAUUGUAAUUUCAAAUAUCCUCUGUAAAUGAGAAGCUUCCUGUAAAACCAAAUUGGUCAUUUUUUUUCCAAUUUCAACAUUUUGUUGACACAGGAGCAGCAACAUUUUAAAUAUUUCAUGAAGUGUUUAACAAUUUGUCAAAGUUGGAGCACGUAAGUUCGGCAACUAGAUUUGAACUAGCUGGUUCAUUCUCAAGCCUGGCUUACUGAGGCUGCUCUGAAAGUGCCUGAUGUUUCAUCCACCCUCAACAACAGUAGUUCUAUAUAAUGAAAUAAGAAGUAACUAGCUGCACAAAAGAAAUUAAGUUUCUUUACUGGUUUUGGGCGCUUGGAGCCCUUCUGCAGGAGGCUGUACCUAUUACAUUGAGUGUCAACAAUAAUAUGCAUAAAAUGCCAUGGUCAUGUCCUUCAUUUUGUACAAGCACUAUGAGCCACAUGACCAUGGUAUUUUGCUGUAUGCCUCUUAUUGUUGACACAAAUAAUGCAAUAUGUAUAAACUUCUGAAGAAGGGCACUAAGCGCCUGAAGUCAGUAAAGAAAUUAAAUUUCUUUUAUGACACUGGUUGAUUAUGAUUUCGUUUUGGCUCAUGUUAAUAACAACCAUCAAAAUGGCAAUACAUACUUUAUUAAAUGUUCACAUAUGAUGGUUGCAAUAAACAUGUGCCAUCUUAUCAAGUCAGAAUCAAACUUGUGCAGUGUAGCCUCAAAAAAGAGCCAGCUAAUUUGAAACUAGUUGCCAAACACAUGUACUGCAUCUGUGACAGGUUAUUAAUAAAUGUUUAACGAAAUGGUCAUUUGUAUUUGUGGUAAGUAGCAUUUUUAAUCGUACUUCACUAUUUACAUGUGAGCUGUGAUAUAGUGUUUACCUCUAUUAUUGCUCACUUUGCUUGCUCUUCAGACACGAUCUGAUCUUAUAUUUGCAAGAAAGUGGAACUAUACAGUUCGCAGAUUUUUCUUUCUUUGAGGUAAGCUGAAGCGUUAAUAGUGAUGUGGCAAUCAUGGUGUGUUUCUUGUUAUGUGUAGUUAAAUACCAAAAGUACAUCAAUACAUCUUGUCAGGGAAUGCAUGGAUUGUAAAAUACUUACCUCUUGUUGUAUUAGUGUGAAAUGAAAACCAUUCUUGGAAAUUUUUGAUUGGUUAUGAAAAAUAUGUGGAGUGUCUUGGGUGAAUCAUGCACACUAUAAAGACAUUACUGUGUAUAGGAAUUAAUAAUUAUUCAUUUGACAUCAGGUUAAUCCUUGGAUUUCAUUUGUAUCUGAAGUUCUCAAAGACAACUUAACAUAGUGUUGCUACUACAGAAAGAUGUGUCCAGUAUUCCUUAAUUUCCUGGAUUUUACUUGAAAGGCACACUCAUCUUUUAUGCACUGUUUAUCAGGUAUUCAUAAUUUAUUUAGCCUGACCACAUAAGAGCUUUAGGGUCCUCUCUUACAUCAGACUAGGAACAACACACAAUUUUUAAAAAAAAUACUAAUUUUUAUGCAUAUUUCCAGUUAAGUCAUGUACCUCUGAUAGAUUUUGUGAGAACAAUCACUGACACACAUAAUGUGUGCUAUAAUAAUUAUUGGCAAUGAUGGAGAUUAAGUAUAUCAAUAAUAUUGCUUAGUUUAACACAUUUGAGGCCAUGUUAUGAGAAAUACAAUAGAUAGUGAAAGAUAAGACUGAAAUUGUAUUUGUUUAU